This is a messenger RNA of Orbicella faveolata, 2408 nucleotides long. Its product is annotated as RING finger protein 11-like. Gene Ontology annotation, cellular component: ubiquitin ligase complex. The record is from RefSeq and is a predicted model, not a curated record. Gene Ontology annotation, molecular function: ubiquitin protein ligase activity. Gene Ontology annotation, biological process: ubiquitin-dependent protein catabolic process. NCBI's taxonomy places the organism in Eukaryota, Metazoa, Cnidaria, Anthozoa, Scleractinia, Merulinidae.
AUUUUCUUCAGACAAAGUACUGGCCGGCAGUUUGACUAUAAGUAACUGUUCGCAUUUAGUCCGUCAGCUGCCAAGAAUUUGUAGAGCUUCAGUCAUUCCCAUAAUGGGAAACUGCCUGAAAGGCUCUGGACAGGACGACAUUUCACUUUUACACGACGAAGAAAGUACAGAUUCACCGAGAACUGGCGAACCACCGCCGCCAUAUCAGGAGGAAGCGCCAAUCUUUAUACAAAGUCAACAUGCUCCUCAUCUCCUAUCAGAGGAACAACAGAUACGUUUAGCACAACGUUUAGGGUUGAUACAGCACCUUCCUGUGGGAAAAUACGAUGGAUCGAAAGGGAAAAAGAGAGAAUGUGUUAUUUGCAUGUCUGACUUUGCCAUGGGAGACCCAAUUCGAUUUCUUCCGUGUAUGCAUAUAUACCACAAAGACUGCAUUGAGGACUGGCUGGUGAGAUCAUUCACGUGUCCUUCUUGUAUGGAGCCUGUAGAAGCAGCGUUACUAUCCACAUACUAUGAAGCAUCAACUGAAUAACAACAUAAAUAUGGAAUACAAAACAAUAGCAGAUAGAAGACAUUUUUUCCCAUUGACAGGCUAACUGAAGUGUUACUGUUCAGCUUUUAAUAAGCUUAGACAAGUGGUUCCCAUCAGGAGGAUGCAAAAAUACAAAUUGACUAGUGUUUUUAAUUGAUAUCUUGGAGAGUACAUUGGAACAUCACAUUCUGAUCAUAAACUGGUGAUUGAUUAGGUCAUAGUUUUCAUGAUUGUCUCAUGCUCUUAACAUUUACUUCCUUCACAAUUCUUUAUUAUUGAGUCUCUUAUACAUGUUCAGUUGAAACAUCUUUCUCAUGCUUAUGUUCUAAAAUACUAGAAAAAAAAAGUUGAUUUUAGUCCAAUAAGUCCAAUUCAAAAUGUCUACAAAAUGACUUGCUGCACUACUAUGGCAAGAACAGAGGUUUUAAUGGACAUAUCCAGUCCUUGUGACCAUAUACAUUGUAUUAAAGAAUAUUGGUCCUUUGUUUAUUGCAGUGAUAGAAAAAUUUCAAAUUGAUGCAAACAAUCAUUUUCAAUCAGUUUCAAACUUAUUAGUUUUAAAGAAUUUAGAGUUGGACUGACCUUCUACAAUUUUAUGAACUGUGACGUAUUUUCCGAUGAACAUAAUGUUUCAUCCCUUAUUCGACGUGUCCUUGUACUGAAGUUGUUAUUCAAUAAUGUUGAGUUCACUGUUGAGUGAAUCAAUGGCCCAAUAUCAUUGAUAUUACAUUGUUGUAGGGCAGUUGUUUGAGUGCACUCUUGAAGAACAUUGCAUCUUAAGACAGCAUUGUUUGUAUACAAACUUACUCAGUCAUUAGGAGUUUAUAUUACCAUGCUGUUAUAUAAACAGCUGCCCUUAUCAAGGCUGUCACUUUGUAUUAAGGGUCACCUUUUACUUGUUGUUGUACAAGAGGUGGUCAGUAAGGGAUUCCUCAUAAAAAACACAACCAAAUGUGACUGAUAUCUCAGUGCUUUUAGUCCCAAGUGUGACAAAAAUCAGUUUCCUCUAGACUAUGUCAGUACAAUGUCACGUUGAAGGUAAUACAUGUAGAUGCCUGGGUAACCGGUAGUUUAGCCCGAGAGCCAGUUCGCCCUAUGCCAGUUUACCUGGACUGACCGUCCCUUUUCCCGAACUGGAAGUUCAAAGAAGGAUGUGCUGACUUUUCUUUCUUCAAACUAAACAAGUGAAAAAGGCAACAUUGUGAACAUAACAAAACAAGAUAACACACGAUAUGCCUAUUUCUUGUUCUUUAAUCCUCUGAGCAUGGAGCUAACAGUCUACGUGGACCAACUAUCAGUCUGGGUGAACUGACUUUCGGGCGAAGCAACUACAAUUUGAGGCCUGAGCGUUAUCUUGAUGUAUCACCACAUUCUUUAACAUACAAUGAAUCCAAGGUAGUUAACAGGAGAAUUGAUGCUGUGAACUAAGACAGAUAAUUUCCUCUUUAAAGUGCCAUGCAACUUACCUUUCACGUUUAAGUUUUCAACGCAGUUGAGUUUACAGUACAGUGCAGUUCACAGAGACAGUGACUUGUGCAAAUGUUUGUAAAUGCUUAAACCAUAGCCAUCACCUUAUGGCCAAACAGAAUUUAACUUGUUUUUUUCACUGUUUUUAUUUAAUAGCAAUGUAUUAAAAUACUUUUAACAUUAAAUAACUUUAAGAUCUUAAAAUAGUUCUUUCAGUGGUGUUUUCAUAUAUUAGAUUUAAAUUCAAACAGUUUAUAGAUUAGCAUAUAACUAUAAAAGAACAUGUAUGUGCAUGUAUGAUUAAUUUUAUGACCAACAGCUUUUUGUACAUAGCCAACUUCUUGUAAUAAGGUAAUAUUUUAAAAUGUAAAUUGCAACAUUAAACUUGUAAAUAAAUUUGAAAUAGUUA